GUAGACAGCACUGAGGGAGUCUGGGACCACUCUCCUGGUGCUUCUCCUCCACGGCUCUUUGCUCUGUUUCCCUUGGCAGCAGGCGGGACGAGCAGGAGCAGGAGGAGGCUGCCCUGGCCAUUUGCACGGCCAGUCAUCUUGGCUGCAGCAGGGGCACCAGAGCCAUUGGGCUCUGCUGGUGUGGGAGCUCUUUUUGGCCGGCCCCUGGCAGAUCUGUGCAACCAGGACAGCAUGCUGCCCCAGCCCAUCCAGGACCUGCUGGCUCUGCUCAAUGAGCACAGCCCAUCCACAGAGGGGAUCUUUCGGCAGGCGGCCAGCGAGUGCGCCUGCCACGAGAUCAGGGACGCACUGGACAGCGGGAUGCCAAUGCAGCUGGAAAACCAGCCUGUGCUGUUGUUGGCUGUCUUCUUGAAGGACCUCCUCCGGAAGAUCCCCUCUAAGCUUCUCAGCAUCCAGCUGUACUAGGAGUGGAUGAGUGCCAUGGAGAAGACCAGCAGGCAGGAGAGGCUGGCAGUGCUGAGAGGGGUGGCCAGCAAGUUGCCAGAGGCAAACCUCCUCCUGCUGGGCACUUGCUAUCCCUGCUUAGAAGGAUCAGCAGGAACGUGGCCAUAACCAAGAUGACUGCUGGGAACCUGGCCAUCUGCCUGGCACCAAACCUCCUGAGCCCACCCCAGGAGCUCCCCCUGGAUAUCCUGGCUCUGGAGACAGGGAAGGUGACGCAACUCGUCGAGUUCCUCAUCGACCACCAUGAGGAGCUCCUUGGAGAGCAGGUGGCUGGGCUGGCCAGAGAGGAGGAUGAGGAGGCACCAGCAGCACAAGCAGAGCUGGAAACAGCAGAGGUGCCUCCCAUCACUCCCGAGAGCAAAAAACAGAGGAGCUCUUCCGGGGAGAAAAGGUUCCCAGGUUCUUCACAGAACACCAGGAAGCAGAGAGCAGCCUGGGAAGAGGGCAGUGAUGGGCCACCGUGCCAGAAGAAAAGCAGAACUGAGCUCUCAGGGAUGUGCGACUGAAGAAAUUCAAGCAGGGGAAUAACAAGGCACCCAGGUAUGUAGCAGACCCUGUGUUCCAUCUUUUUGUCAAGCUCUGAAUAUAGGAAAUGUUCCUGAGGUGCACAGGAUUGUCCUGCCCUCGGGGGAGCAUGUAUGUUAGGAGAAACAUACUACCCCAGCAUUGCCGGCCAACC
Molecule: messenger RNA, 1183 nt
Organism: Pezoporus flaviventris
Lineage: Eukaryota; Metazoa; Chordata; Aves; Psittaciformes; Psittacidae
Product: T-cell activation Rho GTPase-activating protein-like
Exons: 7
Coding region: 618-1010 (130 amino acids)
Biological process (GO): signal transduction
Molecular function (GO): GTPase activator activity
Source: RefSeq, a predicted model, not a curated record